Molecule: messenger RNA, 802 nt
Organism: Aspergillus ibericus CBS 121593
Lineage: Eukaryota; Fungi; Ascomycota; Eurotiomycetes; Eurotiales; Aspergillaceae
Product: DIM1 family thioredoxin-like protein
Exons: 5
Coding region: 204-635 (143 amino acids)
Biological process (GO): mRNA splicing, via spliceosome
Cellular component (GO): spliceosomal complex; U4/U6 x U5 tri-snRNP complex; U5 snRNP
Source: RefSeq, a predicted model, not a curated record
AGAAGCGAACUGCAGCGUAGCAUCAGUCAAUAGCAUGGCUGUCAUCAACAUCUUGUAGCCAUAUGUAAGGUUAGAUAUCACCCCGAAUCUUCGAGAAGAGCAACUUCCGUUCCUGUCUCCACGUGAUUCUACUACAUCACUGCAUCACACGACUUCCUUGAUACAACCAACUCGAAGCAUCACAGCCUAAAGUAACACUCAUCAUGGGUUCCGUCGUUCUGCCGCACCUGCGCACAGCCUGGCACGUCGACCAGGCCAUUUUAUCCGAGGAGGAUCGACUUGUGGUCAUCAGAUUCGGUCGCGACCACGAUGUCGACUGCAUGCGCCAAGAUGAAGUCCUCUUCAAGAUCGCCGAAAGAGUGAAGAACUUCGCGGUAAUCUACCUCUGCGACAUCGACGAGGUCCCCGAGUUCAACACGAUGUACGAACUCUUCGACCCAAUGACCAUCAUGUUCUUCUACCGCAACAAACACAUGAUGUGUGAUUUCGGUACCGGUAACAAUAAUAAAUUGAACUGGGUGCUGGAGGAUAAGCAGGAGAUGAUUGAUAUUAUUGAGACGAUUUAUAAGGGGGCGAAGAAGGGUCGUGGUUUGGUGGUUAGUCCUAAGGAUUACUCGACGAGGUACCGCUACUGAGGGGGGGGUUGUCUGGGUUAAUGAUGAGUUAUGAUCAAGGGAUUGUUUAGGUUGGUUAGAUGAAUGUGAGGCGAUUACUCCAUCCUUCAGUUACUAGUAUAUGUCUGUAGAUGUAGAUGAUCCGUCGUAUGUCAUUUCCAUAGCGUCUUUACAACUCAUAAGUAAAU